AUGGCAGAAUCAACCUAUGUAGUUAUGCCUAAUAAUCCAAUUGCUGUAAUCGGGUCCCAAUAUUGCGCGCCUAACCAGGUUGAUCUUGUUAUAUCAAGGAAGGUGAAGACACUUAGAUAUGGAGAAUUUGUUGUUUCUGAUAUGAAUGGUAACUUAAUGUUCAAAGUUAGAGGAGGCCAAGCUUUUGCGUGGCAUGAUAAAAGAGUUAUUCUGGAUGCUGCAGGCAAUCCCAUGGUUAAUCUCAAACAAAAGAUAUUGAGUGAGCACUCAAGAUGGAAUGUAUUUAGAGGAGAAAACACGGAUGACAAAGACUUUUUAUUUACUGUAAAGACAACAUCCAUCUUUCAAUGGAAGACCAAAUUGGCCGUUUUCUUAGCAAAUAACAAUUCAAAGGAGAAAGAUUGCGAUUUUCUGAUAAAGGGAAGUUGGUCCGAUAAAUCAUGUGCUAUAUAUGCUGGAGAUUCUUCUACCAUAGUUGCUCAGAUGCAUAAGAAAAUUACUGCUAAGAGUUUAUUGAUUGGAAAAGACAAUUUCAUGGUGACAGUGUAUCCAAACGUUGAUCAAGCCUUUAUUGUCUCAUUAAUAGUAAUCCUUGAUGCUAUCAAUGCCCCCGUAGCUGCUGCUGCUGCCGCAGGUGCCGCUAUCGGUACCGGAAUAUCUUGUUAGAGACUCUUAGCGUGUUUUUAGUAUUAAUUUGUU
Molecule: messenger RNA, 699 nt
Organism: Lycium ferocissimum
Lineage: Eukaryota; Viridiplantae; Streptophyta; Magnoliopsida; Solanales; Solanaceae
Product: protein LURP-one-related 10-like
Exons: 3
Coding region: 1-666 (221 amino acids)
Source: RefSeq, a predicted model, not a curated record